UUUCACUGUCUCUGUCUCUGUCUCUCUUUCUUUCUUCUUCUUUUCUAUUUCUCUCUCACACGCUACAUUCCAAAUCAUCAUCACGCAUUUAUAUUUCACUUGAAAAAGCGUUUUGAUCUUCCAGGGGACUAUACUUUACUCUUCUUUCUAUUCCCGCUUCAUCUAAAUAUAUAUAUACGGCCUAUUAUAUCCCAAAUACCAUCAGUAACACGAUGCAAAGCAGUCAAGACAGCAAUUACAAGCAUAAUGAGAGCAGAGCCAAUAAUAGUAAUAAUGACAAUAAGGUCAACAGCAGCAGGACUACAUCAACAAACGCAGAUUGCACGGCAGCAGAUGCUUCUAUGUUUACAAACCGACAGAGCGCACGCAGCAGGAGUAGCAGCAGCAGCAGCAUCGACAAUAACAGUGCACGGAAAGCCAACAAUGAAAUCAAUAAUGACGAUGAAGGAUUAUUCAUCAAGUUAGAGCAAGAGAACGCACGAUUGCCACCUCAAGACUCGACCAUGUUUAUCCUUGCCCAAAUCCAACGACAAACCGCACUAUUGGAAAAAGACCCCAAAGCCAUCAGUUUCCAAUCCAACGAACUAAAAGCGCAAUUAUCGACAGUCCACAAGCUCGUAACGGCACAACAACAACAGCAGCAGCAACAACAACAGCAGCAGCAACAACAACAGCAAGAAGAUCUCUCUAUAUGGGAAGCUGUGAUCCAAGAUUUCGAUCGUGUAGCAACCAUGACGCCCCAUUUACUCUCUGUCAAGUUACGGGCCGGUGUUCCGGAUGGCGUACGAGGCUUGGUCUGGCAAGCCAUGUGUAAAUCUGCUUCAUUGCAUUUAGAGACGGUCUAUGGCCAGCUGUGCCGUGAACAAUCGCCUCAUGAAAGAAUGAUCAAGCGCGACUUGGCUCGAACGUUCCCAUGCAUCGACAUGUUUAAACAGGAAGAUGGCGCGGGUCAGCUGGCAAUGCGUCGGGUCCUGGAAGCAUACAGUUUGUACGACACUGAAGUGGGAUACUGUCAGGGCCUUGCCUUUCUCGUCGGUCCGUUGCUGUUAAAGAUGCCUGAAGUACAAGCAUUCUGCGUUUUUGUUCGGCUGAUGGAAACGUACGAAAUGCGACCGAUGUUUACGUUUAAUAUGGCGGGCCUUCAACUCAGAUUGUACCAAUUCAGCAGUCUGCUGAACGAACUCUUACCGAAUCUUGCCAAACAUAUGAACAAGCACGGAGUGCAUGCUGCCAUGUACGCCUCCCAAUGGUUCCUGACACUUUUUGCAUAUGUUUUUCCAAUGUCUCUGGUGCAUCGUAUUUAUGACAUUGUAUUUGCCGAAGGCGCAGCAGAGACGAUCAUGCGGGUCGCGAUUGCCAUGCUACGCCGCUCCCAGGAUAGAAUCCUGCAGGAAACAGAGGAGUUUGAGGAUCUCCUUGACCACGUUACUUCACGCAAACUCAUUGAGCCUUAUGCUGACGAUGACGCUCAAGUCAUUCAUGACGCCACAUCUCUCUCUGCCGUCAUCACUCGCGCCAAAAUGGAUUCCCUCGCCGAUCAAUAUCACAGCACGCAUGGUAUCGUAAGCAGCAGCGAACCAAAGCAUCAUCAACAACAACAACAGCAGCAGCAUCAGCAGCAGAGGUUCUGGAAACGUAAAGCGAAACGAUCACCUAGCAUCUGUAGUCAGCGUAGUAUGGAUUCGACGUCUUCAUCAUUGCGGAGAACACAUAGUGUUGGAGGAGCAUCCGCUGCUGCAGGAGCUGCUGCUACUGCUGCUGCCAUGGUGAAUACGAACAAAUACGUCACUCUAGACCACCACGAACAAGAAAUCCAAAAGCUAUCCUGGACACUAGCUCAAUUGAAUACCAAACACCAACAAACGAUCAACCAGUUGGUAGAGCUCAAGAUGGAUAAGCAGGACGUCGAAAGCGAACGGGAUGCACUGAAAAUAACCAUCUUGGAACUAGAAAAAAGCAAGCAGCAAUCACAGCAGCAGCAGCAGCAGCGACAAAGCUACUAUGCAUUGUCCGUGUCGUCAUCUUCUUGCAACAGUAUUGGAGGCAGCAGUCAAGCCGAUUUCGCGUUUUCAGACAACAAUACACUGUCCCCCUUGUCGUUGGCAUCGUCUGCUGACGAAGAUGCAUCUUCGUGCUCCAACGGAUUGCUUCUUAUGGACGACGAACAAGAGCAGCUCAGGACCGAGGUUGUUCGACUCAAGGUGGAGAACUUUGAGUUGCAGCAACAGUGUGAAAAGAUGACGCAAGAGCACGAAGAUAUACAGGUGCGACUGGAUAUGGUGAGCGAUGGCCAGAUGGCAUUGGUCGAGCGGCUCAUCACCACCAAAGCAGAUAUGGAUGAGCUCAUGAGGGAAAAGAAGCAAAAAGAUAUGGAGUGGCUUGAGGUCACGCGCAACAAUGCAGAGCUCAAGGAGCAGCUUUCUCAAAUCAAGGCCAAAACUUCCAAGCUGAUGCUUGAUCAUACUCAAUUGGUUCGACAAGACCUUGCUACCGCCAUGAACAUCAGUAACGACAGUAAUAAUUAUAGCUACGACAACAAGAGCAUCAUCAGUCACCACGAACAGCACAUACCGCAAACAGAGGGAUCACCAAAGAUUCUUCAACGACGUAGGAGCACAGACGACUUCCGUCGCAUUGAACAAGAAGCAGGAGGCAACAAGGACUUUUUGUCUGACACUUAUCUAGUGAUGCGGAUACGCGAAUUGGAGCGAUCAUUAGCAGAAGCAAAGAUUCGACUUGUCGAGUAUGAGGCCAAUCAGGAUCAACAACAAUACCAAAACGACAACGACGCAAUCCUAGCGCAGCCCUUAUCCACGACUCCAUUUGUUGUUGACAACAAAGUGCGAUCGGCAUCUGUGGAUAUUCGACGAUCCGCAUCAAAGUCAUCCUCCAUCUAUGGUCGUAUGUGGCAUGCCAUUAGUACACCGCGAAGUAGCGUCACUGUAGAUAGAUCAACAAUAUCAUUGUCACCACCACCACCACCACCAUCAUCGUAAUUCUCAUAAUACAUAUAAUACCACUCGCUAUACCACCACAUCCAUCAUACCUCCAACAACAGCUACAAAACACAGUGUAUAUCUCUCUUUCUUUGUGUGUAAUUAAAUUCAUAAUGCGUUUUCUAUUGUUCUCACAUGCUUUUGGAUUUCCGCAAUACUGUUAAUGUAAG
This is a messenger RNA of Zychaea mexicana, 3166 nucleotides long. Its product is annotated as rab-GTPase-TBC domain-containing protein. The coding region runs from base 213 to 2996 and encodes 927 amino acids. NCBI's taxonomy places the organism in Eukaryota, Fungi, Mucoromycota, Mucoromycetes, Mucorales, Lichtheimiaceae. The transcript is spliced from 4 exons. The record is from RefSeq and is a predicted model, not a curated record.